ACUAGUUAAAAUUCUCUCAAAAGAAUAAAUAAAUAAAGUAUGAUCCUUGAAAAGCCUCGUCAUCACGGCAAACAUGAAAGGCAGGCACUCCCUUGGGCAGUAAGGCUGGUCGUCUCAAUGGUCUCCACCGUCGUCGACAAUGCCUGCCGUCCUAAUGGCACUGUCAACCGUCGUCUCAUCCACUUCCUCGACUACCAGACCCCUCCCAUUUCUACCACCUCCGUCUCCUCCACCGACAUCUCCAUCGACGCCACACGUAACCUCUGGAUUCGCCUUUACUCUCCCUCCAACAACCAACUCCUCCCUGUUCUUAUUUUCUUCCAUGGAGGCGGAUUCAGCUUCCUAAGCCCCGCCUCCCUCGCCUUCGACAUGGUUUGCCGUAACUUCGCCACCAACCUCCCCGCUAUCGGUAUCUCUGUCAACUAUCGUCUAGCUCCUGAACACCGUUACCCUUCACAAUGCCAUGACGGGUUCGACGCUCUCAACUUCAUUGACGAGAACUGGGCCACAGUCUUACCCAAAAACGCCGACUCAGCCCGCUGCUUCUUCGCCGGCGAUAGCGCAGGUGCCAACCUGGCUCACCACGAGGCAGUCCAGGCAUGCCGAACCAAGCUUCAUACAAUGAAGAUGAUUGGACUGAUUUCAAUACAACCAUUUUUUGGCGGAGAAGAGAGAAGCCAGUCGGAGAUGCAGCUAGUAGGGUCCGGCCUAUUGGUGUCUGUCCCUUUAACGGAUUGGUGUUGGAACGCAUAUUUGCCAUUGGGGUCGAACCGAGACCAUGAAGCGGCGAAUGUGAGCGGUCCCAACGCAGAUGACAUAUCAGGGUUAGAUUUUCCGGCGACGAUGGUGGUGGUGGGGGGAUUUGAUCCUUUGAAAGAUUGGCAAAGAAGGUAUUAUGAAUGGCUAUUGAAAUCUGGCAAAGAGGCGAGGUUGAUCGAGUAUCAUAACAUGAUCCAUGCGUUUUAUACUUUCCCACUUUUGCCCGACUUCCCACUUGGUUGUGCAAAUCAAGGAGUUCAUUGCCAAGUGUUCAUCCAGAGUUCCAAACCUCAAAUCUGAAACCUACAUGUCUCAACUUCAACUUUCACCUCGCAAGCUCAACUUAAUCCAUUUACCAAUUUUAUGUUGGAUUUUCUCCUUUAUAUUUAUUUGUGUAUUUUCUUUUUGGGUAAAUAUGCUUUU
Messenger RNA from Gossypium raimondii (Peruvian cotton), 1182 nucleotides. RefSeq names its product probable carboxylesterase 18. The record is from RefSeq and is a predicted model, not a curated record. NCBI's taxonomy places the organism in Eukaryota, Viridiplantae, Streptophyta, Magnoliopsida, Malvales, Malvaceae. Gene Ontology annotation, molecular function: carboxylic ester hydrolase activity. Gene Ontology annotation, biological process: pollen tube growth. The coding region runs from base 40 to 1059 and encodes 339 amino acids. The transcript has a single exon.